UCGAUGUUAGAAAAUCGUGGCUAACUUCGUGUGGACAUUUUGAGCUUUUUGCAGAAAAGUUUUUGACAAAUAUCUGAUUUCCUAGACUAUUGUUUACACAAAAGUUGUUAACUAAAGGUUUGCUUGGUAUAAACAUGUCCCUCUUUUAUAAAGUGUCGCACGAAUUGGCAGAAGCGAGUCCGAUAGCGAGAAAUAAUUACAGAAGGAAGACAAGAUCAUGACUACCCCAAGUGUUGAUGAGAGAAAUAUUGACCAGCUCGUUGUAAGCUGGGAAAAGACCUUCAAGAGUGGAACAGAUUAUGAUACAUGGGGCCAACCUGUUGAAGCCACAGGAAUAUAUCAGAGAUUAUCAAAGUGCAUUAAGGAAUAUACAUGUGCUGAAAGCGAAACCUUCACUGAUGAGCAAAAGAAAAUCCUAAACAAGGUAGCGGCAUGUUUAGAGCUGAGAAGCGGGGCGCUGGUUGAUCCUGGCUUCAUCAAGGGCAUAUCACUGGAAGACUUGAAGAAAAUAGAAUCAAAUCUCAAGCAGCUUGUUGACAGUAAGCCCAGGGAGUUCCCUGUGGAUGUUGUGGCUGCUCAAGCUCACAUGCAUGCUCAGGCUGCUAAAAGGCGAUCUGAUGCUCCGCUUCCUCUGAUUCGACCUCAAGUUCAUGUGGAUGAGGAUGAAGACCCAGAGGCAGUUAAAUCUCAUGGUAGUUUACUGCCACAGCCGAUUCCACAGGAGGGAAUGACCACUGUCACUGUCCGCAUAGAAAAGAUUGGCCUGAAAGAAGCUGCACAGUUCAUAGAUUCGUUCAUCACUGUCUCAGUUAAAGACUCCCAUGGUGUUGAUGUCACAUCUCGUCAGGAUACUCCCAUCACCUCGCAGAAGGAUGACCAGUAUAUCAUAUUCAGUGUCGAUGUGCACAUUCAGAGACAUUUAGAGCUGAUGCCUAAAGGUUUUGCGAUCUUCUUUGAGUUCAAUCAUUACAAGCCAAAGAAGAAGAUCGUCAGCACCAAAUGUUGGACGUUCCUUGAGAAUGAUGAAAUAAAGGAGGGGCCACUGGCACUUGAACUAUACAAAAAACCAACAGAUAAGAGGCGGAAGAGACUGGGGUUGCUGACAGUCAAACCGUUAUUCCUGCAUUUAAAGAUCUCACUGAAUGUCUGAUUCGAACAGACUUCAGACUCCAUUAGGCUGCAUAUCCAUAGCCUAUUCAUGAGGUCCAAACACAGAACAAGGGAAAACGUCAAAAGCGAACAGUCAAUGAAUAUAUGCAACCUCAAGAUUCCCGGACUGCUUAUGGGACUGGUGUUCAUGUACUUUCACAUAACACAGGGUGACCCACAAACAUCCUGUUGGUUUUCUUUUUAUAUUGUGGAGAACAUUUUGAUUGAAUUCCCUCCAUCUUUCAUCGUCAAAUAUCUUAAUCUGAUGUCCUCAAUAUCCAUCUGGUGCUAUAAACAAAUUUGUAUAACUUUUAAAUACUCAUUACCGUGUCUAACAUUUUAAUACUUGUCCAAGAAUGGAUUGGUUUGUCCUUUUUACUAUGGUUUAAACUGAUAUAAAUUGGGUAGUUUUAUCCCGAGUAACAAACCUAUUGUAGGUUGGGUAAUGCUCUGAAGUAUGCCAAAGCAUUCUUCUUGAAUCUCUAAGAGUACCGUUCUAUAUAAAGCAAUAGUUAUUGAUUUAUGGUUUUAGCAACAUUUCUCCUUUCGAGCCAAUACUUUCUGAAGACUAAUAUUUCAUUAACUUUUAAUCAAAAUGUAAGUUGUAACUGCAUAAACAUAUUGAAUUUGUCAGAUUUUUAUUGCAAUUUUAAUGUUUUCCAAGGUUAUCAGGUUAUUUGAUACUCUGCUUUGUGACAUUCCACACUGAAAUAUCAUGCAUAAUCAUAUCAAUAAAUUGUUGAAUAUUAUUGAA
Lineus longissimus is the source of this 1903-nucleotide messenger RNA. RefSeq names its product axin interactor, dorsalization-associated protein-like. Gene Ontology annotation, cellular component: membrane. NCBI's taxonomy places the organism in Eukaryota, Metazoa, Nemertea, Pilidiophora, Heteronemertea, Lineidae. The coding region runs from base 218 to 1150 and encodes 310 amino acids. Gene Ontology annotation, molecular function: phosphatidylinositol binding. The record is from RefSeq and is a predicted model, not a curated record. The transcript has 10 exons.